Molecule: messenger RNA, 1038 nt
Organism: Trifolium pratense (red clover)
Lineage: Eukaryota; Viridiplantae; Streptophyta; Magnoliopsida; Fabales; Fabaceae
Product: probable aquaporin TIP-type alpha
Exons: 3
Coding region: 104-886 (260 amino acids)
Biological process (GO): transmembrane transport; water transport
Cellular component (GO): membrane
Molecular function (GO): water channel activity
Source: RefSeq, a predicted model, not a curated record
UAAAAUUUAAGAAACUUUUCACUAUUUACCUUCAUUUAAAUAAUUGUGUAGCUGAAUAUACUAAAGGGGUCUUUGAAAAAAAGAGAAGAACAAUUUAGUUGCAAUGUCAACAAGAAGAUAUGCUUUUGGAAGGUUGGAUGAAGCAAACCAUCCAGAUUCCAUAAGAGCAACAAUAGCUGAAUUCAUCUCCACUUGCCUCUUUGUCUUUGCUGGAGAAGGCUCUGCCCUUGCUCUAAGGAAGAUAUACAAGGAUGCAGGGGCAUCAGCGGGUGAGCUAGUGGUACUUGCACUAGCUCAUGCAUUUUCACUAUUUGCUGCUAUAUCUGCUAGCAUGCAUGUAUCUGGUGGCCAUGUUAACCCUGCAGUUACUUUUGGUGCUCUUCUUGGUGGUAGAAUCACUGCCCUUAGAGCUGUCUACUAUUGGGUUGCUCAACUUCUUGGUUCUGUAGUUGCUUCCCUUUUAUUGAGGCUUGUCACUAAUAACAUGAGACCACAGGGCUUCAAUGUGGCAAUAGGAGUAGAUGUAGGGCACGGCCUUAUACUUGAGAUAGUCAUGACAUUUGGUUUAAUGUAUGUUGUAUAUGCCACUGCCAUUGAUCCCAAAAGGGGUUCUAUAGGCACAAUUGCUCCCUUAGCAAUUGCAUUUGUUGUUGGUGCAAACGUCUUAGCUGGUGGGCCUUUUGAUGGAGCAUGCAUGAAUCCUGCUCGGGCUUUUGGGCCAGCUUUAGUGGGCUGGAGAUGGCAUUAUCAUUGGAUCUUUUGGGUUGGCCCAUUACUUGGAGCUGCAAUUGCAGCACUUUUAUAUGAAUAUAUUAUUGUUCCAACUGAUCCUCCUCAUACGCAUACUCAUCCUCAUCAUCAACCUUUGGCUCCUGAAGAUUAUUAGUUAGUUUAAUGAAUUAAUGUCUAUUAUGUAAUGUAUGUAUGUAAGAUUACUGUUUUUCUUCUCAUUUUGCUAUGUUGCUUCCAACUUCCAAUUAAGCUUAUGUAGUAUGUAAAGGUUGUUUGUCCAUGGUACUUUUGAAUAAAGUGAGUCUA